UUUCGAGGGGGUGAUCUGGCGUUUUUAACCCGUCACCACCUGGCAGCACUGGUUGAGUCGUCGUUUCUUGGGUUUCUCGGCCAUUUUCUGCCUCUGCCUUUGCGACCACGCUGGAAAAGCAGCAUUCAAGCCACGCGCCGAACACAAAGAAAUCCAUCGAGUUCGCGAUGAAUCAAGAGAAGUUGAAGCAACUGCAGGCCCAAGUCCGCAUUGGCGGCAAGGGCACCGCCCGCAGGAAGAAGAAGGUGGUGCACCGUACGGCCACCACCGACGACAAGAAACUCCAGUCUUCCCUCAAGAAGUUGGCCGUGAACUCCAUCCCCGGUAUUGAGGAGGUGAACAUGAUCAAGGACGAUGGAUCCGUGAUUCACUUCAACAACCCCAAGGUGCAAGCUUCGCUAGCAGCCAAUACGUUUGCUGUCACCGGACACGCCGAAAAUAAACAGAUCACCGAGCUUCUUCCCGGCAUUCUGAACCAAUUGGGCGCCGAGAGUCUCACCCACCUGAAGAAGCUUGCCUCCUCGGCUACGGGAGCCGGCGAAGGCCAAGACGCCAAUGACGACGAUGAUCUGCCCGAAUUGGUCGAGAACUUCGAUGAGGCCUCCAAGAAUGAAAGCAAAGUGCAAGACGAUAGGGACGCCUCCACUAAGUUGUAACCAGAUCUGAGGGUAUAGUGGAUAAAGAUGACGAAAACAAGGAGAACAAGGAGGGUUAGUUAAAUGAUGUAUGUCUUUGACAUCGAUGACACCUACAUCAGCAGACCAGUCCCACUCAUCUCGCAAUGACGUCCUCUGUAGUUUUGAUACUUUUCUUCAUUCACUCUCAACAUCGAGAACUCAAAAAACACCAACAUCUCCUUUCUGCGUGUUCGCGAAUCACCAAAUCACACUCGUAUUUUGUAUCGUCUCUCCCCGGAUUUAAUGGCCAAUGGUUGUCUCCCGUGUUGCCACAAGCCAUGUUAGACUUGAAUCGGCCAUAUUUCGACGCAAGUCCUCCCAUUGAUUCUUGGCCCUCUCAAGCCAAAGUUUAACGAGAUGAAACAACUUAUUGAAUGUCAAACUCUGCCUCAAUAAAUGCUAACCUAUGGCGUGGAACAA
Molecule: messenger RNA, 1097 nt
Organism: Tigriopus californicus
Lineage: Eukaryota; Metazoa; Arthropoda; Copepoda; Harpacticoida; Harpacticidae
Gene: bic
Product: transcription factor BTF3 homolog 4-like
Exons: 5
Coding region: 168-656 (162 amino acids)
Cellular component (GO): nascent polypeptide-associated complex; cytosol
Source: RefSeq, a predicted model, not a curated record